CAGACAAUGUAACAGAUCGUAUUACUUUUAUAAUUAAAUUUUUAUUAUCAUUGCAAAAGACCAAUCAGGAUUUUGUUUAAAAGAUAUUGGAGUUUUAUACAGAUAAAAAUAUCAAUUUUGCUGACGAUAAAAUUAAAGAUGAUAUAGUACACAUUUGUGUUAGUUACUUGAUAUGAGUAUAAAAAGUAAAAAGAAGAUGCUUGGUGAAUAAAUAAUCAUAAGCCUCUUAAUGGUAACAGCGUAAAGAUGAUGUUUAAGUCAGUGAUCUUUUCUGUUUUCUCUAUCAUUUUAGCAGGUAUCUUUUCAAAAUCUUUAAUUUGUAUACAGUGCUACUAUGAUGACUGCUCCACGGAUGAAAAUGAUAUGAAAGUUAGAUGUAAUGAUUAUGAUAAAGAAGUACCGGAUAUAGCGCCUUAUUUAGUUAGUAUUCAAUUGAAUGGUAUCCAUAUUUGCAGUGGUGUAAUUAUUACAUCAUGGGAAAUUUUAACAUUGGGACAAUGUGUCUACCCUUUUGUAUCUCCAUCAACUCAUAAAUUGAUUUCAAUUUACAUUGGAAGUCAAAAUCGUUAUAAAGAUGGCUCUACAUAUAAAGUUUCAUCUGUUAGAGUACAUGCAUCAUUUGGAUUAAGUAAUCAUACAAUACCAGCUUGGGAUAUUGCAACAAUUCGUCUUUCAGAACGUAUUAUUUUUGAUAGCACUCGUGAUCGAGCUUGUAUUGGAUUAAAAAAUACUAACAAAUCAACAAUAAUGAAUAAGAUGGCAUAUGUCGCUGAGUGGGUUGACAGUAAUAUAUAUUCAUUAAAUGAUUUAGGUUUAUUUACAUGGCAAAUUAUUUCAGAUGAAAAGUGUAAUAAAUAUUAUUCAUUUAUGGGUAAGGUGGCAAGUGCUGCACGGAUUUGUGCAGUUAAGGAUUGUCGUAUAUCUCAAGAUGUUAACAUGUGUCCUGGUGAUUUAGGAAAUCCUCUGAUGUUCGAUGGUAAACUUGUUGGUAUUAAAAUGUGGAAAAUGAGUUGUAAUUUUCCUGAUUCACCGGUUAUUUAUCGAAAUGUCAGAGACUAUUUUGAUUGGAUUGAUAACCAUACUGACGAAGCUUUAUGCUAGGUUUGCUAUGACUAAUUUUUAAAGAGUAAAGUAAAAGACCUAGUAAUGUAUUAGAAAAAGAAGAAACAGUUUCAUUAACAUCUACAAACAAACAGUAAAAUUUGGAAACAUAAUAAAAAGUUUCACACCUCAGAUACUUAUAUGUAUAUAUUUUCUGAAAAUGAAUAAAUUUUAAUAACAUAAAUUUA
Microplitis mediator is the source of this 1289-nucleotide messenger RNA. Its product is annotated as trypsin-like. The record is from RefSeq and is a predicted model, not a curated record. Gene Ontology annotation, biological process: proteolysis. The transcript is spliced from 2 exons. NCBI's taxonomy places the organism in Eukaryota, Metazoa, Arthropoda, Insecta, Hymenoptera, Braconidae. Bases 247 to 1101 code for a protein of 284 amino acids. Gene Ontology annotation, molecular function: serine-type endopeptidase activity.